CUUUUCCUAACAACCUACAAUCCUCGUGGAUCCGGACCCCCUUGACGUCACAAAUCUCCCCCGAAUCCCCUUAGAGCAUCGCGUUUCGAUAUACUUUCCGUCGAUCCCGAUAAAUAAGCCAGCUUUGAAUUUACUUUCCGCUCUGCUGUCCGCCAAUCAUCCCUGCUCCGGACGCGAGGAUAUAUACUUCAACCUUUCGACGUUCUGCUCACAGCGCAUCCUUUUGCGCGUUACCGUUCGGUCGAAUCUCGACGGGAGUACCAGUAAGGAACUCAAAAUCCGGCAAUAUCGACACCUAAUUCGACAAAAGCCCGCGGUGAUGGCAUAGCCCGCCUAUCAAUUGGUUGCACACAAAGUGAAGGCAUGAUAUCUCUUCCACAAGCAGGAAACUUGACUUGGUGGGAGAGGCUCGUGGGGGCCUUCGCAACAUGGCUCUCCUCAACCCGACCUUCGUCUUCGGCUGUAUAGUCCUCUUAUAUCUAUCAUCCUUUGUCCUCCUAGCCGUCUUUCGAAUUAUUACCGGUAUCUCUAUUCAAAGAAUUGGCUACUUCUCCUUGCGCCGACUAGCAUAUACACCUCGAGAUGGAUGUAGGAUAGAGAUUAGGGGCCUGGGGCUCCACGUUCAUCGACCAACCUUCGCCCAGCCAACAUGGCUCAGUAUUGUUCUAAGCGAGCUCGUCGUAACAUUAGAUAUCAACGAGCUGGAAGGAAACAAACAGGUCGACGUAGACCCCGAGGACAGCGAUGCCGAAACGUCGAAGGAUAAAAAACCGGACGCCAAAACUACUGCCCGACAACAACCACAGCUACCGCGACGAGCUACGAGCACGGUUGUCCGAAGCGAAACAUGGAAGAAACUUACGAAUAUCAAAGAAAAGAUCAAGCGGUUGCAUAGGAAUAUCAGUUGGCUCAAGCUGGUCGACGUUGUCGCGACAAACUCAGCUGUGAAUAUCGUUGACGUGGGCAAUGUCCAGGUCGGAAGCUUCACUCUCGCGGUCGAUACGCGCCGAAAGAUGGUCGAUCGUGUACGCUUUUUCGCCCGUCUAGCUGACCGCCAUGGCAAGGACCAACAAGCGGAAUGGACUGUCUCGUUGCGUAGCGUCUUGUUCACAGCUGAUGGAAAUGAAUCCAUGGAAGUUCUUGACCAGCUGUUUAUCAACGUUCAUGGACAUCUAUACAAGUCCAUGGAUGGUUUGCGCGAAGCCGCCGUGGCUAUCAAGAUGGGUCGACUGCAUAUUCCGUUCGAUGAUCUGCAAACGUGCAUAAGCCGACUCAAGCAAAGGAGAGCUGAGGUCAAAACUCCUGGGGCAGAGGAGGAGCCCGUGGAUAUUUUCUUGGGCAAGGUUGCACAGGAAAUCGACGAUCCUGGAACCACGAACGAGGACUUGAUGAGGACGGUAUCUGAUUCCAAAGAGUUUUUCAGCUCUAUCCUACGCGGCAUCAAGGAGAUUCAGUUUGCUGUGAGCUUUCUGGGUAUGAGCAAGAAGGUCCAGUCUAUCAAGCCUGGGUCUACCCCAAUCCAGCUGAAUGCAGCUAUGAAAGAGGUUGGGAUAGAUCUUCACAGGUUGGACUCCAAGUCACCAGCACACAGGAUGUAUUUCCCCGCCGAGGCCAUUGCGCACGAGGCAUUGGCUGCUGCUCUGUCUAUAUCUGUUGGCUUGGACGAUGGACAUGGUCAACCUGAACGCCUUCUCUACGUCCCGAUGGCCACGACUACGAUCAAGACAACACUACUCUCCAAAACCGUAGAAGUUCUGCGAGCCAGUACCGUGGACGAGAGAAACGCCAACAUCAUGUUUGCUAACUCUGUUGUUACGUCGCCUUCGGUAGAUCUGGACCCUCACCAUUUGCCGCUCCUUAUCGCCUUAUUCAAGUCAAAACCUAGAGCACCAAGAGCGCAGAAUGAUAACCACCAUCUGAUCUCGCGCCUACUGCCCAAAGCGAAUUACAAGUUCUCUAUGCACGAACCUGUAGUUCGUAUAAAGCUACAACCUUUGCAAAAAGCCGAGGAUCCAGAUGAUUUCGAUCUCAUCAUUUCCUCGAUCUCCUCGAUAUCACUCGACGUGGAGUCUUCCCAUAGCCUUAUGGCAGAUAUGCAUUAUUCCCUUGAUGGCUCUUUCAGACUUCAAUCGCACGACCUUUAUUACCAGACCAAUAAUGGUGAGCGGUUUAACUUGAUUACCACAGAAUCACUCGAUAUGAAACUACACCUGGGCGCCCGGCCAGAUGUUUACGUUGAUGUAUCUGGUAACCUUCAGUCUGCCUCGAUCAGUAUGGUCAGACCUGAGAUUAUCGAUGGGCUUCGCCAAAUAGUUCAGGAGUUACGCAUUGAUGUGGAACCAGAAAAGGGCACGAUUUCACGACCCAGGGGUGGCCAGAACUUCUUACGAUCCAUGCCUAACUGGCUAUUGAGAGCCCAGUUUGACGCGUCGGAUUUCAAUGUGGAGAUCGCAGGCAUUGACGAGGAGAUCUCAGAUGAUACUCGUGGAGUAUUUCUCCAUUGGGAUACUGUCUCAACCGAAUACCGUGCCCAUCGACUUGACGGACUUCAACGCCGGGCUUCCAGAAGACGCGCCAACAGUCGUUCUAUCAGUCAGUCCGACUCGGAGUGGACUCCUCCUUCGAGCUCCCCACGGCCCAAAAAGAAACCGCAGAACAUCGGCGAUGGGCGAAAGCUUACACUCUUUGCCAGUGGAAUCGAGGCACAGAUCAUGGAUGCUGUUGAUACACUCGAGCCAGAACCCUUCCUCAGUGUACCGAGACUUGAGCUUUCUCUCAGCGCGGCAAGCGAUGCCAGUGGUCCAACUUUUAACAUACAAGUUGGUGUCCGUUCGAUCCGUGCUAAGUACUCUCUCUACCGGCAUUACGCCAUUGGGGUUGCUGUCAUGACAUUACGCAAAGCUUUCAUGCAAAGCGGACGUGACAUUCCACGAACGAAGCAACAUGGAAGCUAUGUUGAUAUCAUUCCUACUGCCAACCGACUGGCGCCUCCAGGAACUCCCGAUUUCGACCCUGGCUCGUCCACUAUUACACCAGAAUUGGUUACUCUCGAUUUCAAAGCAGCGCUCGUGCAGCUUAAAGCCGAUAUGCCUCACGAUCCAGCCAUGAUGCUACAUAUGUAUGGUUUAGAAUUAGGCCGCCAGAGAUGGUCUACGCCCUACAUCGCUGCGAAACUUGUGCGGCUUUAUACAGAGCCACCACGCAUGCGCAACGUUUGGGCGAGGUUGGUCAGCAUCAAAUCAGGACGCCUCGAUUUCCGAGAAUCUCGUCGAAAAACAGCUUAUGGGGGUGUUGUCGACGAGAAAAUGGUGGACAUCGUGACUGAGGCCGUUCGUAUCGCGGUACCACACGAGGUUAUCGUCAGCCGCGUGAGUGACAACUUCAUCAAUGUGAUUAAAGCAGUUCAGCAGCUUCACCAUCGUUUCAAGACGGGUACCAAUGAGUACAUCCUCGAGAAGAAGCCCGAAGGACCAAAGUCGGUUCCCAAAGUGUCAGUACGCACACGAAACUUUUUAUUCGAGCUCGAAGAUGGUGGCUUUGAGUGGAAACUAGGCAUGAUUUACCGCACUGGUCUUAUUGAACAAACACAGCGACUUGCCCGAGAAAAUGCUUUCAAGGUCAAACUCAAGAGAGUCCGUGAAGAGGAGAUAAGACGCGGCAGCAGCAAAUUCCGAUCUCGAUCAACUUUCCCCAGGGGACGGCCUGAAAUGGGCGAUAGACCAAGCAGCAGAAGUCGGAGUGCAGACGCUUUCGAAGGAACAGAUGCACGACCAAGCUCCCAAUAUGGAAGAAUUCCACGAUACAACCCCAACAUCGAAUCUCUUCGUGUCAACGGUGUUUCAAAAGUUACUGAACACUAUGCUCGAGGCCAUCUGGACAUGUUCAAUGCCCAAAGCUGGAAGAAGCGGAUUGACCGCGCCUACCGAAUGUCUCAAGACAGCAUGAAAGAGUCUCGCGGCCAGCUCUGGGGUGCCAACCAAAUCCCCGAAGAUAUGGAAGACUCCGAAAAUCUACUGGAGGUACCCCCAAGACCAGCGCUCAUGGCCGCCGUCAUCAGUGACUUGCACUUUAUGAUCGACAAGCCGACAUUCCCUAUGAAAGACCUGCCAGAUUUCCUUCAUAAGAUCGGCAAAGGGAUGCCAAAGGAUAUGCAGUAUAGUUUACUGGUGCCGAUGCACCUCAGUAUUGCCAUGGGCGAGGCUAAGGUGACGCUGCGGGAUUAUCCAUUGCCUUUAGUGCAUAUUCCACCGAUGAAAUACGGACAAUCUGCCAAAAUCCAAGCUGUGUCAUUGAAGGCAAAUUUCGUUGUCGCCGAGGAGUUCAGGGGAGUUGAGUCGACGCGGAGGGUUCGAGUCAACGUUGUCCCACCAAGAAGCACGCUCCCAGGUUCUUCAAAUGAAGGCAGUUUUGCCAUCGAAGUCAGACGUACAAUAGGGCCUGUCAAGUCUUACUCAGAUGUUUACAUGGACGUCAAUAGUGCUCUUCCUACGCGGAUCACUUGGGGUCCUUGUUACCAGCCUGCCAUUCAGGACAUGAUGAUGGUGAUUGAAUCGUUUACUAAACCUCAAUUUGAUCCAUCAGAACGUGUUGGUUUCUGGGACAAACUGCGACUUAACUUCCACUCCAGGAUACACAUGUCUUGGAAGGGGGAUGGAGAUGUUCAUCUGGCUCUUAAGGGUACACGCGAUCCGUAUGCAAUGACUGGCAAUGGAGCCGGUUUCCUCAUGUGCUGGCGAAACGACAUCAGAUGGAACAUAAACGCUGACGAUGACCCCAAAGGAUUCAUCUCAGUCGAAAGUGGCGAGUACAUCCUCGCAGUGCCUGAUUAUAGCCAUGAAGUUCGAGACCAGGCCCGGCGACUUUACGAUGCUGAAGGUCACCUGCCUGAAGACAACUACAAAUCCGAGGCGAGCUUUAAGAAGGUUGUCAUGAAGCUGUCAGGCAAGGUCAAGGUCAUGGCUGGCCUCAUCUUCGAACGUGCUAUUGAGGACGGCCAGCGAAGCUUUGAGUUUCGCCCUCAUUAUGACAUCGUCCUCAAAAAUCCACACUUCGCUAAACCUGAUGCGAACGGUCUUCCAUACGAUGCAAUGCGUGGUUUCCGAAGCCGACACAUCCAUCUUUCUAUUGCGAUCCAUGCACCAGCUGAUCGUGACUGGCUGUCAGAUAGUCCAGAGCCCUCCCGAAGCUACAACACUAUCCAUCUCACCCCCCGUUUCUUCACCCACUUCUUCAAUUGGUGGGGCUUGUUUGGACAGCCGCUGUCAUUGCCAAUUCGUCAAGGUAGUCUCUUCCCUGGCCGUGAAAAGAACAGCAAGAAAUUUGGCCGACAUCUUGCAACUGUUAAGUACAACAUUUUGCUCGCUCCACUUUUCCUCAGUCACAUCUACAAGCACAAGGAUGUCGAAGACCAUUCUGAAAAUGCAGUCUCUGCAACUGGUUUGAAGGUGCGAUUUGACAGCUUUUCACUUGACCUUCAUCAACGCCGAGAAGAGUUUAAUACCCUUGGUAAAGGAAAACAUGGUGACGACACCAGUAAAACAUCAGGUAUCAAGAUUCAUGCUGCCCAGCUUGACCUCGUUAGCGCCGAUGUCCGAGCAGUGUCAGCAAGUUUGAAGGGAACAACCACAGAGGCCAUUAAGAAAGGAUCUAUCGCAACAUUGAUGAGCGAAUCUGACGAGAAGCCUGACUUGUCUCGGUUUACUAUUCCGGACAAUGACUUCAGUUGGAUUGAUAUGGAUGAUUUUGUCGAGCUUGACUGGAUAACACCCACGGAGCCUCACCCUGACACCAAAAUUUUACCCCUGGCAUACGCCCCUCGCCUGACAUAUUUCAGACAAACAGACAUUGGCGGUGUUAUCGCUGGAGACCCAACACGAACUAGUCCUUUUGGAAGCGAACCCACACAUUUCUGUGUGAUGAGACACGAUGACGAUCCCCGUCGAAUCCAGGGCCAGCUUAUUAGGGAUCGUCUUGAUCAGCUGGGCAGACAAAUGGAAUCUCAUGAUCGUGAGAUGGGCGAAGCGGAGUUGAGGGUUAUCAAAUGCGAUGCAAAAGACCGAGUUGCCGUGGAAGAAUUCAAGGCUUUCCAGAAACAUACCGACGUGCUGCAAGAGAAGAAGGAAUUCCUUGAAUCAAUGCUGAACCAGGCCAAGAUUCGUGCUCCGUCAAGUACUAACAGGAGCAGUAAUGAUGGCCGUAAGCAAUCAGGCGAGUCUUCCAUCCCUUUCCAGGAUGAGACCAUGGAAAUCCCAGCAACCAGCGAGUUUGAAAGCGAGUUCAACAAUCGCUUUGUUAUCCACAAUCUGCAACUCAAGUGGAAUAACACCCUGCGAAAUAUCGUGCUUCGAUACCUUCACCAAAACAGCCAAAGACGUGGUUUCACCUACUACCUUUCGCGGCCCGCUAUCAAGUUUAUCCUUGACAUUGUCGAAGAGCAGAACAAAGCUAAGUCAAACAACAAGCCAGGCAAGGCCAAAUCAACACACAGUCGACAAGGCGGCAGAAGGAGUUCUCGCGCAUCUAGCAUCCAUGAUGACGAAACCCCUCUGGAUAUCGAAGAGCGCAUUAAACGCAUUCUCAAUGACGGUCGCAAGUUUACAUCGGCUACCUGGGGCACUAACGCCGAGGGCUUUGUUGAGGGAUCGAUCGAAGAUCUGGUGACCGGAAUUGCCGAAGAAUUCACUCCCCAAAGUAGCUAUCACAUUCGAAUCAUUGCUCCGCAGAUUCAACUCCAGAGCGACAAGAACAAGAAGAAUGUGGUGCUAGCAACUGCUAAGGGUAUGGAGCUGAAGGUUAUGGAAGUCAUGGAGAAGGAGAGAAUCUCAGACAAUGUCAGCGGUCUCGUUCAGCGCCGAUUCUUGGUCAAUAUGGAUAGCGUCCAGUUCUUUGUCACACAUCGCAAGUGGUUCCAAACCAGCCUUGUGUCGAUGUAUGUUGGAAGCAAAUACGGUGCACCAAGCGGUUCCUCUUGGCCUCCAUGGGUUCCUAUCGAGGUGGUUUUUGACUUCCAGGCGGAUCCUUUCGGUUUCAAGCGCGUUGUCCAGAAAACUUCGGCCAUGGUUCGGUAUGAUAAGUUCAAUACCUUGCGCCUGAAGUACAACGAUGAGGUGAAUACGGACGGAAACGAAAACGCUUCUCAAGUCAAUAUGGAGAACCGCAUGGACAAUCUUUGGGUCGAGUUCCCAACCGCAAGAGCUCUCUGCAACUCAUCGCAGUACUAUGCACUGUAUGUCAUUGUACUUGAUCUCCUCAUGUACAACGAACCCAUGGAGAAGACGCGUAGUGAGCGCUUGGAAAAGAUCAUCCUCGCCUCGGACUUCAGCGACUUGAGUGGUGCUCCGGCUAUGGUUCAGAAGCUGCAACAACGCAUCAGGCAGAUGGAAGAGAUCAAGGACCAUUUCCAGAUCUAUGCGAAACAUCUCGAUAAGAAGGGUUGGCAAGACAGAUUGCACCUCGAGAAAGAUCUGGCAGCUUGUGAGGAUGAAUUAUUCUUCAUGAUGAAGGCCAUUACCUCUUCACAGAGAAAGUAUGAUGUCAAUUCGGAUGACAGCACUGGUCUUCUCAAGUGGAACAUUACCAUUCGAGACAUCGUUUGGCAUCUCAUGCAAGAUUCGAAUGAACCUUUGGUGGAGCUGCAGCUUAAGGACCUCGAGUAUGACCGCACAGACAACUCCGAUGGUUCUCAUGUAAACCUCAUUCGUGUUGGUAAGGUCCUUGGCCUCAACCUGUUACCGGAUGCCACAUACCCUGAGAUGAUCGCACCAUAUAUCGAUCCUGAGAAGCCGCAUACCCAGGAGGGUGAGCACAAGGAGAUGAUCCGAGUGUAUUGGUACAUGUUGGAGGCUAUAGCAGGCAUUCCAGUGAUGGACCGCUUUGAGGUCAAUUUGUUCCCAAUCAAGGUACAAUUAGAGCGAGAAGUUGGCAAGCGACUUUUUGAGUAUAUUUUCCCUGGUAUCAAUGGAGAAAAGUCGGCCGGCACCAAGAACGACUCCCCGUUCAUGCUGAAGCAGGUCACGGCUGAUGGAGAGGAGGACGAGGAUUAUGAAGAUGGCAACGGCCUGACACCUUCGUACACACGACAAUCAUCCUCAUCGUCUUUCUCAGCAGGCUCAGGUUCACUCGAGCUUCGACUAAGACCUACUUUGACAUCCAACACCAAGACUGAAGCGCCCCCUGGAAAGGCCUUGAGUGUCAACACGGGCAAUGAAGGCCAUUCUUUCCGCCUCUUCCGUACUCCUGGAACUUCCAAGACUAUGCUUAAGAAGGCAUCCCAUGAGUCUCUCCGAUCUAACAUGGGUCCAAGAGUUGGCCUUACGCGUGCUUCCACGGGUCUUUCUUCUAGGGAAGGUCGCGAGUCAAGGGACGGCGAUAAGAAGUCACGCUUCGGACUGGGAAAGAAACACCACAAUGAAAAGCAGCAGUCAGACGACCUUACUAAGAUGAUGACCCGUGCCAGCCAGUACAUGACGUUUUCGUCCAUCAAAAUGCCUUCUGUGGUGCUUUGCCUGAGCUACCGUGGCAAAGACAAUCGCAACAUUGAGGAUGUGCACGACUUUGUCUUCAGGAUGCCCAGCAUUGAGUGGGAGAAUAAGACAUGGUCCAAUCUGGAUCUAGCCCUGGCUCUUAAGAAGGCGGUUGUGAAGGCCUUGAUCUCGCAUACAGGUGCACUUAUUGGGAACAAAUUUUCAAAACAUCGACCCAAUGCCGAACAGCGAGACAAGUUACGGGUACUGGCCAACAGCUCAGUCCUCAUUGCACCGUCCUCUUCAGGUGGCUCUCAACACUACCCUGGCAGUCUGAACGAUAGCGACGAUUCCAGUCUAUACGGUUCAUCUCCUGUGGACUUCUCCCGAUCACCUCCUAGAAGCAUUCGAGCCGGAAGCACACACAGUAGUGUACGACCAGGAUCUGCUAUGCGACGACGCAGUCGAAGCUCGAGUGUCAAGAGUCGAAGAUCGCAUCGUAACGGUGGCACAGGCCAUGGCCUGCAAGCUCCCCAUGGCCCUAAUGUGCCCGCUUUCCUGAUGAUGACGCCGCCAACCCCCAUUGAUGAUCAUCAUCGUAACGACAGGCAUCAUCACGGCGUGGAGCUUUUACGGCCAGCUACCGCAAGUCCACAAAGCAGCAUACACAGCAUGAAUAACAGCAUGUAUAGCCAGCAGGGCCAGACAUAUGGAAUAACACCAAGCAAUUCCCAUGCUAGCAGUGUAAACAGCGCCAGCACUCACAGCAGUAUUCCGGUGCCUGUCGCCCAACAGCACAGGCCCGGGUUUAGAAGAAUUCCGACGGGCAUCGAACGACCUGCGUCGAGCAUGAGCAAUCACGAUUCUGGGGUACGAAGGAAGAACGGCGCAAGCAACCUCAAAGACAAGCUUAGCGCGCUCACAUCUCGUAUUGGCAACAGAGAAAGCAGCAGCCCCUCACAGCAAGAGGAUGAUUCGGAGGCCGUUGACGACCAGUUGACACCCGCAGGACCUAUAAGUAGAUCUAGGCGGUCUUCAAGCCACACGGGGUCACGACUCAGCUGGACUCCCAGCAGGAUGAAAACGGGAUAAAAGUAGGGAGAUAUCAAGUGGCUUGUUAGUGGCAGUGAUAUGGGUGGUGCAGUAUAUAGAAUCUAGGCAAAAAGGCGUAUUGGGUAGGACUAGAGGUGGCAUUUUCCAUUCUUUUGCAUAUUUGAUGUCCAAUAUGAAGGAGGAAGAUGGAGAACAUAUAUCAUAGCAUAGCGAGCGAAUUGGGUGGAGCAAGUGUUGUUCUAGGAACAGGAUAGGAUGAGCCCUAGAUCAGUCUUUAUGGAAACGAGGGCAACCUCAGCAAAAGACUGGCUGGCGGAAUUUUUAUUUGUAAUACAAAAGAAUUGAUAUAUCGCGUUCAUUUAUCAUGGUCGAUUUUAUGUGAAGUUUUCAACUGUUUGUUCAUUGUUCAAAUUAUAUGACUUCCA
This is a messenger RNA of Fusarium oxysporum Fo47, 9940 nucleotides long. Its product is annotated as mitochondrial protein from FMP27-domain-containing protein. Bases 429 to 9554 code for a protein of 3041 amino acids. The transcript is spliced from 2 exons. Lineage: Eukaryota; Fungi; Ascomycota; Sordariomycetes; Hypocreales; Nectriaceae. The record is from RefSeq and is a predicted model, not a curated record.